Molecule: messenger RNA, 1623 nt
Organism: Gavialis gangeticus (Gharial)
Lineage: Eukaryota; Metazoa; Chordata; Crocodylia; Gavialidae
Gene: NANP
Product: N-acetylneuraminic acid phosphatase
Exons: 2
Coding region: 169-981 (270 amino acids)
Molecular function (GO): hydrolase activity
Source: RefSeq, a predicted model, not a curated record
AUAGAUGCGGGUCCUCGCGAGAGUUGACCUCCUCGUCCCCUCCGCCCCCCCAUAGCCUCCGUGGGCUGGAACUCCCGCGAGAUUAGAGGAGUUUUGCGAGACGAGGGCGGAGCUACGUUAGUGUCCGCGAGCGGUGACGGUUGGGGCAGUGCGAGGCGGGCUGGCGCUAUGGGGCUGCAGGGCGUCAAGGCCGUCUUCUUCGACCUAGACAACACGCUGGUGGACACGGCGGCGGCGGGGCGGCGCGCCAUCGAGGAGGUAAUAAGUGUCUUGCAGUCCAAACAUCACUAUGAUGAAAGAGAAGCCCGCGGUGUUUGUGAGAAGGUCCAAGUAAAGCUCCUCAAAGAGUGUCAUGAUCCAGCAAAUAUGUGCAUUACUGAUCUAAGAAUUUCACAUUGGGAAGAAGCUAUACAAGAAACAAGGGGUGGUGAAGUCAAUCGAAAUCUGGCUGCAGAGUGUUAUUUCCUGUGGAAAAGGACACGCCUCCAGCAUCUCAUCCUGCCAGAGGAUACAAGAUGCAUGUUAACUGAACUUCGAAAAAUGGUCCGCCUGCUUCUUUUAACUAAUGGAGACAAGCAAACGCAGAGGGAGAAGAUUGAAGCAUGUGCCUGUCAACCAUAUUUUGAUGCUAUUGUUGUGGGAGGAGAGCAGAAAGAAGAAAAACCAGCGCCUUCUAUAUUUCAUCACUGUUGUGAUCUCCUUGGAGUGCAGCCUGGGGAGUGUGUCAUGGUUGGUGAUUCCCUAGACACAGAUAUUCAAGGAGGUUUGAAUGCUGGUUUGAAAGCAACUGUCUGGAUAAAUAAAACAGUGGUAAAGCCUAUGAAUACCUCCCCAGUACCUCACUAUGUCAUUUCUUCUGUUCUUGAUCUUCCAGCACUCUUACAAAAUAUGGACCGCAAAGUGAAUGCUAACCUAGAAAAUAAAAUGGCUAGUAUUAAUGAAAUACAUGACAGUUCCACUAUAGAAUUGCAGAAAUGCUAAGUGCUUAGAUUGAUAAUGCUCAGGUUAAAAUUUGGCUCUAAAAAUCUUUCUAAUGUGAACAUUAUGUUUACUUAAACGGUGGAUGCGUGGAUAUUUGUGCAUGGAGUUGAGUAGAGGAAAAGUAUAGAAGAUUCAAUCCAAUACUUACUGCUUGAAAGUUUUUUGAAAAGGAAAAGCAUAAGUGCAGUUCUCUUAAACUGUCUACACCUGGAAAUUAGUUUGACAGACUGUUUCUUAGGCAUGUCUGUCUCCAACCUAAGUCUCUUAUCAGUCUCUCUAAUUUCAUAAUGAAAAGGGAAAAAAAAUGUUUUGACUUUUUUUUUUCCACCCCCAAUUAAUUUCCUCGCUUAUAAGUUUAGCAGGAACUUUAAUUGUAAAGAUUGUUUGCAGUGUGCAAAACAGGAGAAGUCAGGAGAGAGUAAAUCUAGUAAACUUUCAUAAUUGGAUUUGGAAAUUCUUCUCCAGAAGAACUGAAUUUCAAUAUUAAAAACAUAAAAACAAUGGGAUCCAACAUGUCAGGAUGCUUUAACAAGUUUUGGCUUUGAUUUUUGAGGGAAAGUGAGGUAAGGUUUUUCAGUUAAUUUUGAGAGUUGUUGCCCUUAUUCACAGAUUCCCUCCUCCCUGCAGUGAUUUUUUUUUUUU